Messenger RNA from Paramecium tetraurelia, 360 nucleotides. RefSeq lists its product as uncharacterized. The record is from RefSeq and is a predicted model, not a curated record. The transcript is spliced from 2 exons. NCBI's taxonomy places the organism in Eukaryota, Ciliophora, Oligohymenophorea, Peniculida, Parameciidae.
AUGCAUUUUUAAUUAUCCUAAAACAUCACCUUAGACUUGAGAAGUCCGGUAGAAGAUGGUUUUGAUGACGACAUAAGCUCCACAGAAUAACUAAGUGAAGGAUCAGUUGAAUCUUUAGAAGACCUCCUCCCCAAAAUUCAUUAAAAACAAAGCCCAUUAUGUAUUAUAGAAGAGAAGAUAAUUCAAUAUCUCAAAUAAUUAAACCUGGCAUUUAAAACAGAUCCGAGAAAAAAAGAGUUUGAAUAUUACGAAAAAUAAAAAAAAACAAUACCUCAGUUUCUAGGAUCUGUUGAGGGUUCACCUGGCAUAAAGAUCAUCAAAUAAAAAACUAAAUAAAUAAUGCAAUAUAUAAAAAACUGA